Molecule: messenger RNA, 1938 nt
Organism: Kalmanozyma brasiliensis GHG001
Lineage: Eukaryota; Fungi; Basidiomycota; Ustilaginomycetes; Ustilaginales
Product: WD40 repeat
Exons: 1
Coding region: 1-1938 (645 amino acids)
Biological process (GO): regulation of DNA damage checkpoint
Cellular component (GO): nucleus
Molecular function (GO): DNA binding; protein binding
Source: RefSeq, a predicted model, not a curated record
AUGAACGAGUCCAACGAUUACGAGCAGGAACGUCUCAAGAACAUCAAGGAGAAUGAGCGGCUCAUGAAGGAGCUUGGUGUCAUGGGGGGUUCCUCUGCCAUCGGCGGCCCCUCUCCCAAACGCACCACGCCCACCAAGCCCAAAAAGAAGCCGACCACGCCCAAGAAGAAGGCGGAUGUGACGCCGACGCGCAUCAUGCCCAGUCGUUCGUCCGCGCGGCUGGCCGGCCACGAAGCCGACUCGGAGACCCUCAAGCGCAAGUACGAGGAGGAGGCCGAGGAGGCACGCAAGGUGGCCGAGGCGGCCAAGAGGGCGAGACACGGCCAGUUUGAUCUAUCGGGGAUGACGGGGGGCGAGCUGGAGGAGGAGGCCAUCGCAGCACUCGAGGCGACACUAAACGGAUUGGCGGCGAACAAGGCGCAGGCUGCCGAGCUGGUCGAUAUCAAGCAGGAGAAGAAGCGCAGAAGUGGCAAGCAGGAGGACGAAGCGCAAAGCCAGGAGAGGACGGAGCUCGAAGAGGUGCUGAACAGGAUGACGCUCAAGUCGGUCGCCAAGGUGACGCCGAAGCGCGUGUACUCGAUGGCAUACCACCCGUCGAUGGACAAGGAUCUGGUCUUUGUCGGCGACAAGGAGGGCUUUAUUGGUGUGUGGGAUGCUGCGCCCAUCGCCUCGUCCUCCACCAGCAACGGGGUCAAGAAGGAAGUCGACGACGAUGAGGAGGAGCAAGACGCCGGAGAGACCUUCCCGGAAGGCAAGGCAUGGACGCUCCAGGUGCACGGUCGCAGUCCCGUCACAUGCAUCAAGUUCGAUCCGGUCGACCACAACUCUGUCUUUUCCUGCUCGUACGACUCCACCGUUCGCAAACUCGACCUUUCCUCCGGCAAAUCAGACGAAGUCUGGGCAGGGGAAGAAGACGUGCUGCUCUCGAUCUUCGACGUCCUCUCGCCGCAAACCCACCCAAGCGCUUACAUCGACACGCCCAAUCCUUCGCUCGACGAGCGUUCGCUGUGGAUCGCCGACCAUCGUGGCGGUCUGCUCCACAUCGAUCUCCGCGAAAAGACGCGCAGGGGCAACAACACCCGACGCUGGCAGGUGUGCGAGAAGAAGAUCGGGGCUAUGUCGGUCAACCGUCUCGCACCGCACUGCAUCGCCACCGCCUCGCUCGACCAGCAUGUGCGCCUGUUCGACGUGCGUGCCCUCGCAUCCGUCGUCAAGCAGACCGCCGAGGCGCCGUACAACUACAAGGGGGUCGAUGCGGACGAUUUGGAGGCCGCACAAACCAAGGCGCAGUUUGCAUCCAGCAAAGCGAGACAGGCGUGCACGUCGGUGGAUUUCAGCCCGAGGGGAGACCAGUUGGUGGGAGUCAGCUACGACGAUGUCGUCAAGGUGUGGGACAUGGAUCCGAGCUGGCUGUACUCGGAUGAUGGGUUGAAGAGCAAAGCGACGGUGACAAAGGCGAAUGGUGCUGCGAAGGGCGGGCGCAAGAGCGGCGCCGGGGUCAAGAAGGAAGAUGCUGACGAGGCGCCCAACGGCGGUCUGAUGAAGUGGCUCUCGACAGCAACGCCGCUCAAAACCGAAAAGGAAGUGCAAGAAGCGAUCAAGCAAGAACAAGCCGCGCCGGCCAUCAAGACGGAUCGACCCGAAGACGUGCUUGCCGAACCGAAUCGCAUUCCACACAACAAUCAAACCGGCAAGUGGCUCACCAUGUUCCGUGCCAAGUGGAACCAAAAUCCGCUGCUAGAACCUCACUUCACCAUUGGCAGCAUGACGAGGAGAGCCGAAAUCUACGCCGCAGACGGGACACUGCUCAGAACUUUGUGGGACGAAAACCUGGUCACGGCCGUUCCGGCUGUUACGUGCAUGCACCCUGUUCGGCCAGGUAGGCUCGUCACCGGCAAUGCGUCCGGCCGAUGCACCUUUUGGAGUCCAGAUGCGUAG